Messenger RNA from Thamnophis elegans (Western terrestrial garter snake), 2176 nucleotides. It is a transcript of the gene KCNN4, whose product is annotated as potassium calcium-activated channel subfamily N member 4. The record is from RefSeq and is a predicted model, not a curated record. Lineage: Eukaryota; Metazoa; Chordata; Lepidosauria; Squamata; Natricidae. Gene Ontology annotation, cellular component: neuron projection; plasma membrane; neuronal cell body. The transcript is spliced from 9 exons. Gene Ontology annotation, molecular function: calmodulin binding; intermediate conductance calcium-activated potassium channel activity; small conductance calcium-activated potassium channel activity. Gene Ontology annotation, biological process: potassium ion transmembrane transport. Bases 172 to 1476 code for a protein of 434 amino acids.
UCCUUCCUUCCUUCCUUCCUUCCCUUUCCUUUCCCCCUCCUUCCCACCCUCGUCCUGGCUGCCUGCUGGUUGCUCAAGAGGCAGGGAUGGGGGGCCGCCCAAGGGGUCUUCAGCCCCUGCCUCCCAGCGCCGGGCGCCAAGCGCUCUUCUGCCCCCAGCAACGCUCAAGAGAUGCAGAUCAAACACGACCCAGCUGAGACCAGGAUCCUUCACAUCCCCCAGGAGCCUAGCGAGAACCUGCGUCGCCUUCGCGGACGGAAACUCUUGCUGGGCGAAGAGAAGAACCUGGCAGGCUGGUCUUUGCUGAUGGCCAUGCUGGGCAUCUUCCUGAUGGUGCUGCACACAGAGCUGGCCUGGUUCGGCCGCUGCAAGUGGUUUGCUUACGCCUUCAUGACCAAGUGCCUCAUCACCCUCUCUACGGUGGGAUUAAUGAUCCUGAUCUUUGCCUUCCACAUCAAAGAGAUCCAGCUCUUCAUGCUGGAUAAUGCCCUCACCGAUUGGCGAAUUGCAGUCAGCACUCCGAAACUGGCUUUCAUCAUGCUUGAGUUUUUAGUCUGCUCCCUUCACCCUUUCCCGGUGGGAGAUUUCUUUUGCCUAGAUCCAAAGCCGGAACAGGACUACGUCUUCCUCUCGGAUGUUGACAUGUUACUCUCCCUGGUGAUGUUCCUUCGCCUCUAUCUGGUCCCUCGAGCCGUGCUACUGCGGAGUAGCGUGCUGGGAGAUGCCUCUUACCGCAGCAUCGGGUCGCUCAACAAGAUCCACUUCCAGUACCCUUUCGUGUUACGGGUGAUGGUCAACAGCCAGCCGGGCCGUGUGCUGCUCAUCUUUACGAUGGGGCUUUGGAUCAUUGCUUUUUGGAUACUGUCCGUCUGUGAACGGCAGUCUAUGGGUGACGACCACUAUCUGGGUGGGGCGUUCUGGUUGAUUCCCAUCACUUUUCUGACCAUCGGCUAUGGAGAUGUGGUGCCCACAACAGUGUGCGGGAAAGUCGUGUGCUUGUUCACGGGUGUUAUGGGAGUGGGGUGCACGGCUCUGCUUGUGGCGGUGGCCGCAGAUAAACUGGAAUUCACCCGAGCCGAGAAACACGUCCAUAAUUUCAUGAUGGAUAUCCAGUGUGCCAAAGAGAUAAAAUGCUCAGCUGCCACUGUACUACAGGAAGCCUGGUUACUGCACAAGCACACCAAGAGGAAGGAUGGGCUAAGAACACGCAAACACCACCGGCGGCUGCUGGCAGCCAUUCACAUAUUUCGCCAUGUGAGGACGAAACACCGCAAGAUCCGAGAUCAGGUCAAUACCAUGGUGGAUACUUCCAAGAUGCAAAUGAUCAUGUACGACCUCCGAUCCAGCCUUAAUAGCUCUCACCAGGAGCUGGAGAAACAGAUCGAGUCCCUUGACAGGAAACUGGAUGAGAUGACCAGACUGCUUUCUGCCCUGGUGCAACAGUCCAAGCAACAGGAGGGACAACAGGUGCAUUGAUGGUCAAGAACUGCCAGGUGGCCAUCGAGAGGAUUUCGAUCUCUCCUUUUCCCACUCCUGGCUCAAGAUAAGGACUUUGAGAGAACACCGACUGCCUUUUUUUUAUGGAUUCCGUAAGACAGAGCAGUCCAUAAGAGAAGAAAAUAACUGUCACUACAGCGCCAUCUCGUGGUACCUUCAAGUCACGACGAGCCUUAUUAAACUUUCUUUAGCAUCCACUAAACAAGCUGCAGUUUGCAGCUGAGGACACAAUAAUGCCGUUGAAUGUAUCUGCAAAGACAUAUAUGCCUUGGCGGGGUGUGUGUAUGUGUAUGUUUUCUGGAUGGAAACCACAUCCUGGUAUCCUCUUUAAAAAAAAAAUGGAACCAUGGGAGGAAGGGGAUGGAAAUCACUUACGAGAUAGGAAAACGUCCAGAAACGUACUUGAAACGGAAGAAGAAAAAAAACUCACCGCUGCGGAAUGCAAAAAUUCUGCCUUGCGGUCUUGGGCAGAAACCUUUCCAGACGUGGCAGGAAUCAAAUCUGCAGGAAGCAGUUGGUAACCUGUUGCCCAGGAACUUCUCAAGGACGGAAGACGCCGUUCCGUCUUAACUUUUGACAGCUUGCCGCCCGAUUUGGAGACUCGAGCUCGAGUGACAAGCCGCUUACGGGCCGGGACGUUUGCAAUGUCGCAGGGAGAGGGGGUGGGUGGGUUAAUUUG